Molecule: messenger RNA, 1290 nt
Organism: Laccaria bicolor S238N-H82
Lineage: Eukaryota; Fungi; Basidiomycota; Agaricomycetes; Agaricales; Hydnangiaceae
Exons: 10
Coding region: 1-1290 (429 amino acids)
Biological process (GO): regulation of signal transduction; G protein-coupled receptor signaling pathway; protein phosphorylation
Molecular function (GO): G protein-coupled receptor binding; ATP binding; G protein-coupled receptor kinase activity
Source: RefSeq, a predicted model, not a curated record
AUGGGCGCAGUCUGCUGCAGACCUCAGCCUAUCGACUUUGAUGGCGAGGUCAAUCUCUUUCAUUUCGUUCUCCUACGAUGUGUAGGCAAAGGUGCUUUCGGAAAGGUUCGAGUCGUGCAGCACAAGCAAACCCGCGAUCUGUACGCACUCAAGUAUAUCAACAAGGCCAAGUGCGUCAAGAUGAAAGCCGUCCCCAAUGUUAUACAGGAACGCCGAUUACUUGAAGAGGUUGAUCACCCAUUCAUUGUGAACUUACGAUACGCCUUCCAAGACGACGAAAAUUGUUUCUUCGUGCUAGAUCUCAUGCUUGGUGGUGAUCUUCGGUUUCACCUUGAAAGACUGGGAUCAAUGCCGGAAGAAACUGUUCGAUUUUACCUCGCUCAGCUAUCAUCGGCCCUGGCUUUCUUACAUGAAAUGGGUAUCAUGCAUCGCGACCUCAAGCCUGACAACAUUUUGCUUGAUGAACAGGGGAACGCUCACUUGACCGAUUUCAAUAUUGCUAUUCAUUUUAGUGAGCGCCGUUUGACGGGCGUUGCAGGGUCAAUGGCAUACAUGGCACCGGAAAUUCUCACAAAACGUGGAUAUACCUGCCAUAUUGAUUGGUGGUCGUUGGGUGUCUGCGCGUACGAACUAAUCUUUGGCCGCCGGCCCUUCAGAGGAAGGUCGAAUAGCGAUCUUACGUACAGCAUCACAAAAGAUUCACUGAAGUGGCCGGAGGACGCCGACAAGAAAUGCAGUAGAAGUGGCAUGCAGGUUAUCAAAGGAUUGUUGGAGCGCGAUGUCCCAAAGCGCUUUGGUUGCAAGCCCAACGGAGAAGGAUUUCAAGAGCUAAGGCGACAUCCCUGGUUUAAGCCCAUUGAUUGGGAUACGCUGGAAACCAAGGAACAAACCCCACCAUUUAUACCCGACAGAAAUAAAGCUAAUUUUGAUGCAUCUCACGAACUGGAAGAAUUGCUUUUGGAGGAUAACCCUUUAAAAGCAAAGGCACGAAAAGCAAAUCAGGACAAUCUUAGUGCUGAGAUGCGUCAAAUGGAGGAACAAUUUACUUCAUAUGAUUUUAAGAAGAUGCAACGGCGAUCCUACUAUCCUCAUAAUCAACAUCUUAUAUCUACUGCCACAGCAACUUCGUCGGGGUUGGCGUCAUCCAGACCAGGGACUCCAGCGAACGACCUUCGGGUGGACAGUGGAAUCGUCGUCAAUGGAAACUCCAUGGAUCUUCCGGGUGGCGAAGAAAUUAUGAGGGAAAAGGACACCUCGCGGAACGACAAUUUGGAGAAAGAAUAUCCAUAA